Molecule: messenger RNA, 387 nt
Organism: Panicum virgatum (switchgrass)
Lineage: Eukaryota; Viridiplantae; Streptophyta; Magnoliopsida; Poales; Poaceae
Product: serine/arginine repetitive matrix protein 1-like
Exons: 1
Coding region: 1-387 (128 amino acids)
Source: RefSeq, a predicted model, not a curated record
AUGCCCUUCGCCCUCCUCCCCCGCCGCCGGUCGCCGUCCUCUGCCCCUUGCCCUCCUCCCCCACCGCCGGUCGGCCACCGCGCGUCUCCCAGUCUCCCCACCUCUCGACCCCUGCCAUCUGUUCCGCCCCGCCGCUGGCGGGGGAUCCGACCACAGGCGUCCCGGCGGCGGAUUUGUCCUGCUCCGCCGUCCGGCGCCGUCGUUCGCCGAGGCCCCUGCCCCCUUGCCCCUCCCGCUCCAUCCCCGUCGCCGCCGGUCUCCGCACUGGUGGAUCCCGGCGUGCAGGUGGUGGAUCUGAGCGGCGGCGUGGAGGAGGAGGCACGUGAGCAGCGGAUUCAGCAGUCGGCGCUGGCGUCUGGGACAGCGGCGGCGGUGCUGCCCGGGUGA